Penaeus monodon (black tiger shrimp) is the source of this 423-nucleotide messenger RNA. Its product is annotated as putative neural-cadherin 2. Lineage: Eukaryota; Metazoa; Arthropoda; Malacostraca; Decapoda; Penaeidae. Gene Ontology annotation, molecular function: calcium ion binding. The transcript has 3 exons. Bases 1 to 423 code for a protein of 140 amino acids. The record is from RefSeq and is a predicted model, not a curated record.
AUGGACCCGGGGGAGGGCGUGCUGGUGGGCGGAUCGCCGGAAUAUGUGGGCGUGAGCCUGUUCACUGUUCAUCACGACUUCCACGAGGGAUGCCUGGACGACCUACGGGUGUCGGGGGUGUCCCUGCCUCUGCCUCCGCUGGCCAACUCGACGACGUGGGCGCAGGCGACCAUGUUCACCCACGUGCACCCUUCCUGCCACGCCCCCGCCGCCUGCACCAACCUCACCUGCCCCGAGCCGCUCACCUGCCUCGACGUGUGGCGCCGCCACGAGUGCGGGUGCGGAGAGGGAGCUGCCCUGACACGGGAAGGCGGGGCGUGCCGGGACGUGGACGAGUGCGUGUGGGCGCCCUGCCUCAACGGCGGCACCUGCGUCAACCGCGUUCCUGGCUACAUCUGCUUGUGUCCCCGUCCACAUUGGUAA